UUUCAAUGCUGUCUUUGUUUGUUUCCCGAGAGAAUAUAAACACUGAAUAUCUCAUUUGAGUUUCUGCAAGUUGUGGAAGAAAGAAAGGAGAAUCAUGCAGGCCGUUAAGGAUAAGAUUAGUGACAUGAACGCCAUGCGCAAGGUCAAGGCAGAGGCAAAAGCAGAAGAGAAGGCUGAGAAGGAAAUAGCAAAAGCAAGAAUGGAGGUAGCACAUGAAGUAAGAUUGGCAAAAGAGGCAGAAGCAGCAAUGGAUAUGCAUGUUGCAAAAGCUGGACAGAAGGCUCAGAGAGAAUUGGCUAAACACAAUAUGACUUCUGCCUCUGCUACAGCUUCCACUGGCAUGCCUAAUACUAUGGCUCCUCCUACCAACAAUAUGUCUGGUCCUCCUCAUCACAAUAACCCCAUGAUGUAAUUUAAUUUCCCAUUUCUCCAUUGCUAUUUUUGCCUGCUCUAUUCACUCUUGUUUUUCACUUCAUUUCUUGUUAAAGUUUCUGUUUUUUUAUUUUUUUUUUAUGUGUGUUAAUUAAUUCACCUAGCUAUAUAUUUGGGGGCUUCAAUGUCUAUGUUUGUAACAAUUAUAUAUCAAAUUUGCUUUUCACCAUGAUGUAGUGAUGAGAAUGAGUAGGCUUUGAUAUGAUAAUGGACUUUUUCUAGCAUCUUAAUUUCUUUA
This is a messenger RNA of Ziziphus jujuba (common jujube), 670 nucleotides long. RefSeq names its product late embryogenesis abundant protein 6-like. The transcript has 2 exons. Gene Ontology annotation, biological process: embryo development ending in seed dormancy. The record is from RefSeq and is a predicted model, not a curated record. NCBI's taxonomy places the organism in Eukaryota, Viridiplantae, Streptophyta, Magnoliopsida, Rosales, Rhamnaceae. The coding region runs from base 95 to 412 and encodes 105 amino acids.